Cervus elaphus (red deer) is the source of this 2035-nucleotide messenger RNA. It is a transcript of the gene BCKDK, whose product is annotated as branched chain keto acid dehydrogenase kinase. Lineage: Eukaryota; Metazoa; Chordata; Mammalia; Artiodactyla; Cervidae. Bases 489 to 1727 code for a protein of 412 amino acids. Gene Ontology annotation, molecular function: pyruvate dehydrogenase (acetyl-transferring) kinase activity. The transcript has 12 exons. The record is from RefSeq and is a predicted model, not a curated record. Gene Ontology annotation, cellular component: mitochondrion. Gene Ontology annotation, biological process: protein phosphorylation; regulation of glucose metabolic process.
CUACCAUAUGGGGGAAUCCGGGCCAAACCAAGUGACCCUGCGGAGGGAGGGACCCGGACGGGGACUCCCGAGCCGCUGCUUCCGCGCAGCCGACCUUCGGUGCACAAUUCUUUGUGCCACACGUAUGCAGGCCAGACCCCAGCCGGGGUCUGAAGGCGCCGGAUUAGGGGUCAGCCCCGCCCCCUGAACGAGGGUGCAGCGGAUCCGCGAGAUCAGGGGCAAGGCUUUCGGGCUGGACUGGUUUAAGGAUCCCCUCCCCUCCAAGCUACCAGAUAGAGCCUUAGGUUGGAGAAUAGUAACUACAGAAAGCAAGAUGGCAGCUGCUCCCCGGAGGCUGAGCUGGUCAGCAUCCUCAACCGGCGCUCACCCCUGAAGUCAGAGAAGAGCCCCUGCCCACCCACACCCUUCUUGCCCAGUUUUGGGGUCGCCUCCGUCUGUCGGGUCCUCAGCCCUAGUGGCCACCCAGUCCAGUUCAAAGGAACAGAACGAUGAUACUGGCUUCGGUGCUGGGGAGCGGACCCCGGGGCGGGUCACCCCUCCGGCCUCUCUUGGGGCCCGCACUCUCGCUCCGGGCCCGCUCCACAUCAGCCACCGAUACCCACCACGUGGAGAUGGCACGGGAGCGCUCUAAGACCGUCACCUCCUUUUACAACCAGUCAGCCAUCGACGUGGCAGCGGAGAAGCCCUCAGUCCGUCUCACUCCAACCAUGAUGCUCUAUUCAGGCCGCUCUCAGGAUGGCAGUCACCUUCUGAAAAGUGCCCGCUACUUGCAGCAGGAGUUGCCAGUGAGGAUCGCUCACCGCAUCAAGGGCUUCCGCAGCCUUCCUUUCAUCAUUGGCUGCAACCCCACUAUACUGCACGUGCACGAGCUGUACAUCCGUGCCUUCCAGAAGCUGACAGACUUCCCUCCGAUCAAGGACCAGGCGGAUGAGGCCCGAUACUGCCAACUGGUGCGACAGCUGUUGGAUGACCACAAGGAUGUGGUGACCCUCUUGGCGGAAGGCCUGCGUGAGAGCCGGAAGCACAUAGAGGAUGAGAAGCUUGUCCGCUACUUCUUAGACAAGACGUUGACUUCAAGGCUUGGGAUCCGUAUGUUGGCCACCCACCAUCUGGCACUACAUGAAGACAAGCCUGACUUUGUUGGCAUCAUCUGCACUCGCCUGUCACCGAAGAAGAUUAUUGAAAAGUGGGUGGACUUUGCCAGACGCCUGUGUGAGCACAAGUAUGGCAAUGCACCCCGAGUCCGCAUCAACGGACAUGUGGCAGCCCGUUUCCCCUUCAUCCCGAUGCCACUGGACUACAUCCUACCUGAGCUGCUCAAGAACGCCAUGAGAGCCACAAUGGAGAGUCACCUCGACACUCCCUACAAUGUCCCAGACGUCGUCAUCACCAUUGCCAACAAUGAUAUCGAUCUCGUCAUCAGGAUUUCAGACCGGGGCGGGGGAAUUGCUCACAAAGACCUGGAUCGGGUGAUGGACUACCACUUCACUACAGCUGAGGCCAGCACCCAGGACCCCCGGAUCAGCCCCCUCUUCGGCCACCUGGACAUGCACAGUGGUGGCCAGUCGGGACCCAUGCACGGCUUUGGCUUCGGGCUGCCCACAUCGCGGGCCUACGCAGAGUACCUCGGUGGUUCCCUUCGGCUGCAGUCACUUCAGGGCAUUGGCACAGAUGUCUACCUGCGGCUCCGUCACAUCGAUGGCCGGGAAGAAAGCUUCCGCAUCUGACCUCGCAGCCCUAGGCCGGCUGGCCUGCCCAGGCUGGGCCACACUCCCUGCCAGGACCUCCCAGGCUGGGCAGGGUACCACCCUGUUCCACACUGCUACAUCUCGGGUCUUAGCACCCCAAACAGGUGGACUUACAUGGAGCCAGGCACCGGCCCUCUUCCAUAGGGUCCACUGCUUCCCUGCCUCCAGGCCUUAGAGGGGAGGAAGUGGGGACCCUCGAGGUCUCCCGCACCAGCUCCGUCAUUCUCGUUCCUGGGGAACCCCACUUUGACCUGCUGUUUGUUAUUAAAGUUCACAUUUUGAAUGCC